AAAGUGCCAGGCCAGCCUGUGGAAAUUAUCUUUGGUCAAUCGAAAUCAAUUUGCUCGAUGUAUUUGGAGGAUCCGGUUGGCAGAGAAGGUGACUGAUAUCGCGAUAGAGGAACGAAAGCGGAGAGCAGGGCCGUAUCUGGGGUAGGAAGAGAGGAAGCAAGUGCUAGGCAGGAGUUACGAGAAGGGGUUGCACGGGGUGAGAGAAAGCCACGAGAGGGGGCGAGAGAGCGAAGGCGCUAGGGUUCAGAGGGGAAAGAAAGAGGAACGAUCGAGAAUUCUCCGGCCGAAGCGAAGCGAUGGCUCGCGCUUGCGCGUCCCAGUAGCAACGCACUGGCACGUAAUGCCAUUCGGCGGAGCCAGUUCGACGCCAAGCGCCGCGACGCUAUGACGUCACUGGUUCGCGUUUUCUAGCGAUCGUUUCUCGACGACGCCGCCAAUCGAGGAUGGACUGAUGCCCGAGAUCUUCGGACGAACCGAUCCGCUUCGCGACCGAUCUAAAUUCGAUAGAUCACCCCCGACUCUUCGAACAGCUUCGUCGUGGAAUACGAAGAAGUUAGCGGAAGGAACGUCGCCGUGGAAAAAGCCCUCGAAACCUUGAGAAAAAGUCGAGGAACCGUUUUCCCGUGAAACCGCAACAGCUAGCGAGGGAAAUCGAGAGCCUCUUUGGUGCGUGCGGCACGGAACUCGGAUUUCACGGAUCGAUUCUCCGUCUCCUUUAACCUUCCGCGUGUCCAGAUCUGGAUCAAUCGAAUCGCCCUUAAAGUUCGAAACGUGCAGCAUCGAUUCCUGUGAUCUCGAUUGGUAAUUCGCCAGCUGAAAUCCGCGAAUCGCCAAAGAUGCGAGCCGCACGGUGAGACUCUGUUCGAAGCCCGAGAAAAAUAAUCGACCAGGGACGAGCGAUAAAGUGAUACAGUCGCUCGUGCCGAGGAAAGAGGACUCUCUCGAGAAACAUGGGCAAGAAGAAUAGCAAACUGAAGCAGGAUACCAUCGAUCGACUCAUGAGCACGACGUAUUUUACCGAGAAGGAGAUUCGGCAAUGGCACAAAGGAUUCCUGAAGGACUGCCCCGACGGCCAGCUGACGGAACAGGGUUUCAUAAAGAUCUACAAGCAGUUCUUUCCACAAGGUGAUCCAUCAAAGUUCGCCUCGCUCGUCUUCAGGGUCUUCGACGAGAACAGCGACGGCACGAUAGAAUUCGAGGAGUUCAUAAGGGCGCUAUCGGUGACGUCGCGCGGCAACUUGGACGAGAAACUCCAUUGGGCAUUUCGGCUCUACGACGUGGACAACGACGGCUUCAUCACGAGGGCGGAGAUGUACAAUAUCGUCGAGGCGAUAUACGAGAUGGUGGGUCAACAGCCACACGCGGAAGACGAGAACACGCCGCAGAAGAGGGUGGACAAGAUCUUCGAUCAAAUGGACAAAAACCACGACGACAAGCUGACCCUCGAGGAGUUCCGGGAGGGUAGCAAGGCCGACCCAAGAAUCGUGCAGGCGUUAUCACUGGGCGGGGAGUAAUGCUAAUCUCCGUCGGGGCGAAACGAUUCACCGAUCGUUCGAAAUCGGACGAUCGUGUCGUCGCCCCGAACACUCCAGUCGUCGAAGCGAAUAGUGGAAAAUCAAUCGUUCGAACGAUAAGGAUAAGCGAAGCGAGCGACCUCGAGCCAACUCCUCCGUAACAGAUCAUGCAGCCGGCGUACACGCAUACGUAGGUAUACACGCAUCGACGCGGCACGAGGCGACUAUUUUCGACAAUUUCUUCUCCUCUCUCCCAUCGCAGAAACGAUUUUCUUCCCGUUUGCACGAUUCUACCGAAAUUCCGUAGAUAAUCGUCGUAGAUGAUCGUCGAGUCCAAUUUAAAAAGAAAAUGCACCUUGUUGCAGGUACGUAUUCGAGUAGAUUUAGAUGUUUCAGGCUCACUUCUCGAUCCUCUUACGCCAUACCGAAGAGUACAAGAGCGUUUAAAGCAUCCGCUCCCGUAGCCGACUACAUUCCAUUUUUAAAUUGGAUCGUACCGAAAAUCGCGCGACGGUAUCCCUAGAAAGCGUGCAAGUAUCGCGUAGUGGAUGUCGAGUAGUCGUUAGUUUUCUAGUUCUUUGUACCCAACCGAAUCGUCGACUAUUUUUGUACGAACGGCGAACGAAGCGAACAACGAGAAUACAACGCAUGCUUGGCACCUAUUCCUCGAUCAAAGUUUCAUUCGGUCUACGUUAUUGCUGGUUAUUAACGAAACUUUUCUCGUACGCGACCGCUGCUUUCCGACGAAUUUAAUCAAACCAGCUAUUUCAUCCUCAACUUUAAAAGCAAUUUUCGCGUGAUCAACGAAACGGAAUUAGACUAGAGUUUCGUUGUUACGUGUAUCGUUUUUAAGUAUAGACGCGCGAGAACUCGGAAUUCGUAGAAACGGAAACGUCACCGUCGAAAUGCAUCGCGGGCAGGCGCGGGGAUUCGAGUAAUCGAACCGCGAAUAAAGGCGCGAGAGAAACUGCGACGUCGAUCACAAAGAAGAAACUUGUAGCUGUCGCGCGGCUUCCACGCGCGCGUGCUCGAACCAAAGAAACCAGCGAAGUUGCGGUUGAAAUAAUAAUAGAAAAGAGGUAGACGAAGGCAGGCGUGGAGAGCGAACGCGUGCCGAGUACAUUGUCUGUUUAUCGAUUCCGUGCAGAGCUUACGCGUGAAACUUUUACUCGAGAACUUAUCGUAGAUCGCUGUACCGUGCUCGGUGAAAAGUUGUACGCUCGCGUGGCUACCAUUCUGCCAAUUUUCGAGCCAGCGAACAAUUGUUUCGACCGUUCUAUUUCGUGUACACGAGUCAACACUUUUAUCGCGACGGGCCAGUUACGGUUUCAUUUGCAUUUUUAUGGGAUCCGGACUACGGUAACGCCAAUUUUCCCGUCACUUUUUUUAAACCUUACUCGCGUCGCUCGAUCACUCCGUUGCGCUCGACGAUCUCCGCUUAAGAUCCUUAUCGUUGUCCGCUCGCGAUGAUUUUUACGCGGCGCGUCCGUAAUAAAAAAGCGCGUUGAAAGGGAUGGAAACGGAGGGCGGGCGGGGAUGAAAGAGGACAGGAAGUGAUUAAAGCGAGAGGGAGGUGGAAAGGGUGGGCAUUUCUCCUAGCCUUU
Messenger RNA from Hylaeus anthracinus, 3118 nucleotides. Its product is annotated as frequenin-1. The record is from RefSeq and is a predicted model, not a curated record. The transcript is spliced from 8 exons. NCBI's taxonomy places the organism in Eukaryota, Metazoa, Arthropoda, Insecta, Hymenoptera, Colletidae. Gene Ontology annotation, molecular function: calcium ion binding; calcium sensitive guanylate cyclase activator activity. The coding region runs from base 951 to 1514 and encodes 187 amino acids.